AUGUUCGUAGCAUCAUGGAUCUGGGGAGCAGUGAUAAUACUCUGUUGUGGGUUUUGGUUUCUUCUAGGGAGGAGGAGGAGGCGACGAGGUGAGCCACCACUUGAAAAUGGGCUCCUCCCAUACCUGGGCUGUGCCUUGCAGUUCAGUGCCAACCCCCUUGAAUUCCUCAGAGAAAAGCAGAAGAAGCAUGGCCACAUUUUCACUUGCCGAGUAGCGGGGAAAUACAUUCAUUUCCUCACUGACCCUUUUUCAUACCAUGCAUUGAUACGCCAGGGAAAACACUUGGACUGGAAAAAGUUCCAUUUUGCUACUUCUGCCAAGGCUUUUGGGCAUGGUAGCAUUGACCCAGCAGAGGGAAACACCACUGAAAAUUUUCAUCAGACUUUCAUUAGAACCCUUCAAGGUAAUGCCCUAGAUGCCCUCAUUGAAGCAAUGAUGGAAAACCUACAAUACGUCAUGCUGCUGUCAAGAACAUCUAAACUUCAGUCUAACGCUUGGGUGACAGAAGGACUUUACACAUUCUGUUGCCAGGUGAUGUUUGAGUCUGGCUUUUUAACACUUUUUGGUAAAGAAUUAAAUUCAAAUCACGACAAAAAUCUAUCAUCAAAGCAGGAAACUGAGAGAGCUCAUAUCCUAAAUGCCCUCGAAAACUUCAAGGAAUUUGAUAGGAUCUUUCCAGCCCUCGUGGCGGGGCUGCCUAUCCACCUCUUCAAGAGUGCCCACAGCGCACGUGAGAAGCUGGGAGAGGCACUCCUCCACAAGAACCUCCUGAAGAGGGACAACCUCUCUGAGAUUGUCACCCUCCGCAUGUUCCUGAAUGACACUCUGUCAACCUUCGAUGACACGGAAAAAGCGAAGACCCACGUGGCGCUGCUCUGGGCCUCACAAGCGAACACCAUUCCUGCCACAUUUUGGAGCUUGUUUUAUCUUCUUAAGAGUCCAGAAGCAAUGACAGCUGCUACCAAAGAAGUGCAAAGUAUUUUGGAAAGUGCUGGAGAGAAGAUCAGCUUAGAUGGCAAACGUAUUUCCUUGAACCGAAAACAGCUGGAUAAUAUGCCAGUACUAGACAGCAUCAUCAAGGAGGCAAUGAGGCUAUCGAGUGCAUCCAUGACUUUCCGAGUUGCCAAGGAGGAUUUCACUUUGCACUUAGAGAACGAUUUUUACAACAUUCGCAGUGAUGAUAUUGUAGCUCUUUAUCCUCAACUGUUGCAUUUUGAUCCAGAAAUCUAUGCUGAUCCUUUGACAUUCAAAUAUGAUCGCUUUCUCAAUGAGAACGGAGAAGAAAAGACUGACUUCUACCGCAACGGUCGCAAGUUAAAGUAUUAUUAUAUGCCAUUUGGGACAGGUAUAGCAAAAUGCCCUGGCAGGUUAUUUGCUGUGCAUGAAAUUAAACAAUUUUUGGUUUUGAUUUUUUCAUAUUUUGAGAUAGAGCUUGUGGACAGUAAUGUGCAAUGUCCUUCUUUAGAUCAAUCCCGUGCAGGACUGGGUAUUUUGCAACCAGCCAAUGACAUUGAUUUCAGGUAUAGACUGAAAUGUCUAUAA
Gavia stellata (red-throated loon) is the source of this 1542-nucleotide messenger RNA. RefSeq names its product cytochrome P450 7A1. The transcript is spliced from 6 exons. NCBI's taxonomy places the organism in Eukaryota, Metazoa, Chordata, Aves, Gaviiformes, Gaviidae. Gene Ontology annotation, biological process: cholesterol catabolic process; cellular response to glucose stimulus; bile acid biosynthetic process. The record is from RefSeq and is a predicted model, not a curated record. The coding region runs from base 1 to 1542 and encodes 513 amino acids. Gene Ontology annotation, molecular function: cholesterol 7-alpha-monooxygenase activity; iron ion binding; heme binding.